Messenger RNA from Glycine soja, 571 nucleotides. RefSeq names its product 40S ribosomal protein S28. Bases 95 to 292 code for a protein of 65 amino acids. Lineage: Eukaryota; Viridiplantae; Streptophyta; Magnoliopsida; Fabales; Fabaceae. The record is from RefSeq and is a predicted model, not a curated record. Gene Ontology annotation, molecular function: structural constituent of ribosome. The transcript has 2 exons. Gene Ontology annotation, biological process: maturation of SSU-rRNA; translation; ribosomal small subunit assembly. Gene Ontology annotation, cellular component: cytosolic small ribosomal subunit; ribosome.
AGGGUUUUUUAGUUGUUGUUGUUCUUUGCGAGAUAGAAGAGAAAGCCGUCGCUAUCCUAGUCUCUUCUUCCCCUCUACCCAUUUCAGUUUCAGGAUGGAAUCUCAGGUGAAGCACGCUCUUGUUGUCAAAGUUAUGGGUCGUACUGGGUCUAGGGGGCAGGUGACUCAGGUUAGAGUGAAGUUUUUGGAUGAUCAAAACCGACACAUCAUGAGGAACGUGAAGGGACCCGUGAGAGAAGGAGACAUUCUCACCCUACUUGAGUCUGAAAGAGAAGCAAGAAGGUUGCGCUAGAGGAUCUCUUCAUGGUUUGGCUCAGGACUUAAACAAAACAUCGUUGUUUUUGUUGUAGUUAAAGGAUGUCAAAUGUUAAUUGUCAUGGACCAGAAUUAUGCACCUACUAUGUUUGACAUUAUGCCAUUAUGUUUGUGGCUGAGUUAUGACUAAAUUUAUGCUUUGACUAUAUGAAGUGUUUUCUGUUCUAUGGGCUAUAUUGAGAUGUGGUUAGUAGUUAGUUAUGUAUAAUUAUGGAAAUGUUUAUGAUCUAAGAAUGGCGGCAUACUUUUUACUCUA